This is a messenger RNA of Aureobasidium uvarum, 1731 nucleotides long. The record is from the annotation of a GenBank genome assembly. Lineage: Eukaryota; Fungi; Ascomycota; Dothideomycetes; Dothideales; Saccotheciaceae.
AUCUUUACGAAGAUGUUCAGACAACUAUCGAUAGCCGCUGUGGCACUGUCGUUGGCAUCCACUCAGGUUUCGGCUAAGCCCAUCCAACGCAGAGCAGCUGGCGAUUCAGCAUUCGACUACAUUGUUGUCGGCACUGGUCCUGGAGGCGUCACAGUCGCCGACAAGCUGUCAGAAAGUGGUGCAUCAGUUCUGCUAGUCGAAAAGGGUCAGGCCACGACAGGACAAUGGGGCGGUAACAACAGACCUCAAUGGUUGGACAACACUGGCCUUACCUUCUACGAUGUCCCCGCUCUGGAUAACAUGAUUUGGACGAAAGGCAACGGAUUUACUGACGACAUCUUCUGCAACGAUAUUGUUGGUGGUAUUUCUGGCUGUGUUCUUGGUGGCAGUGGUGCUAUCAACGCUGGUCUCUGGUGGAAGCCUUCAUCUUGGGACUGGGACACACUGUUCCCUGAAAAGUGGAACAGCACUCACAUGGCAAAUGUGACUGACCGCGUCUUCUCGCGCCUACCAGGCACCGAGGUUCCCUCUCAAGACGGAAAGCUCUACUACCAGCAGGGUGCUGAUAUCAUCGAGGGCGCUCUGAGCGCCGCAAACUGGACCGAAGUCAGUGCUAACAGCGUCCCCGACCAGAAGGACAGAGUGUACUCCAACACCACUUUCAUGUACCAGAACGGUGAACGCAGUGGACCCAUGUCUGUAUACCUUGGAUCUGCCUACCCUCGCCCCAACUUCUCGCUCUACACCAACGCCAUUGUCGACAGAGUCAUUAGAGAAGGCUCCAAGAUCACCGGAGUUGAGAUUUCGAACACCGCCGAUGAUGGUUUCAGAGGCACCGUCAAGGCAAACAAGGCUGUCGUCCUCGCCGGUGGUGCAUUCGGUACCCCCAAGGUCUUGAUGAGAAGUGGUAUUGGCCCCAGAGAUCAGCUCGAGAUUGUCCGCAACGCCGAGGGAUCAAAGAUGAUCAGCGAGGAUCAGUGGAUCGACUUGCCUGUCGGCUACAACCUGAUGGACAACAUCAAUACCGAUAUCGUCGUUUCGCAUCCUGACGUUGUCUACUACGACUUCCCUGGCCUCUGGAACAACCCUAACCAGGGCGAUGUCGAUGCUUACCUCAACGGCCGCACUGGCAUGCUCACCCAAUCAUCCUCCAACCUUAACCCUAUGGUUUGGGAGAUGUUGAACGGCACCAAUGGUCUUCAGGGGUUGCAGUGGACUGCCCGUGUCGACACUUCUCUCGACAUCAACAAUGAUGACAAGCACAACAUGGUUAUCGCCCAGUACAUUACUAUUGGCCAAGCUGCCAGAGGUCGCACCACCAUCACUUCCGACCUCAAGAUGAAUGUCUCCACCAGUGUUUCCGUCAUGGAGCACGAGUCUGAUCAGGUUGCCAUUGCUCAGGGUAUCGAAGACAUGGUCAAUGUUCUCAAGAACGUACCUGGCCUUGAGGUCCUCUCUCCUCCUUCUGGCAUGUCUGCCUUGGACUACGUCAAGUCGACUACUCACCUGUACGUCAACCACUGGCUUGGCAGCUGCAAGAUGGGCAACGAUGACGGUCGCAAGGAGAACGGUACUGCAGUUGUCGAUGCAGACUCCAAGGUCUACGGUACCGAUAACUUGUUCAUUGCCGAUGGCUCCAUCUUCCCUGGCCAGACGACAUCGAACCCUCAGGCUGCCAUCACCAUUGUUGGUGAGCGUGUUGCCGAGCUCAUCCUCGCACUCAACCAAUAA